AAAAUCAUAGAUAAACGAUAAACAAAAUUACGAAAUAUUUUAAAUGAUGUUUAUAAUAUUUGGAUAAAUCCACUUUGGUUAUAUUACAAAUUUAAUUAUUUUCAUGAUUUAAGUUGUAUUUUUAAACUAUACAGUUAUGAACAAUGACCAAGCAGUUCACAGACCUGGACCCUCUAAACAGGACAAUAAAAAACACAAAACUGGACGACACAGAAGUAAAGGAACUUUGGAUGUUAUGAAAAAAGGUAAUUUAAAAUAUUUAGUUGAUAUUUUCUGUUCGUAUGGCUUUAAAUAAUAUAUAAUUUAGGACGUACCGCACUGCAUACAUCUAAAUCAAAGGCCAAUCAUCAAUUAAACCGCAUUGAGCGUAGAAAUCAGGCUAAGAUUGCACGUCAAAUAAAAGCACACCAAUUAUUGUCUGAAAAACGAAGAUCUGUAACUUUGCCUCAUCUGGUUGCUGUCAUUCCUCUUAGUAAUAAUGUGUUUGUCAAUGAAAAAAUGAUGGAUAUGAUUAACACUUUAAAAAAAGCUAAUAUAAACUUAGAUACAGGAGUUGCUUCUGAAGGAUAUUCACAUUUAUGGUUGGUUUUCUUUGUACACACUUCAAUAUUCAACUAGAUAUUAUUUUUUUAUUUUUUCAGGAUUCAACAGCUUAAACAGUCAUUUACUUUCGUAAGACCAGACUGUAGCAGUGUUCUUGGACUUUUAGAUACACUUAAAGUAGUAGACACCAUUCUGUUUAUGGUUUCAGCCGAUAGUGGUUUUGAUCGAGAUGUAGAUUUAUUAAUGACUUGUAUACUAGCACAAGGACUUCCUUCGACCGUUGUAGCAAUUAUAGAUCUUGAUAAAAUUCCUCUUAAAGUCAGUAAUAAUAAUUAGUAUUUUACUAAAUAAUAUAUAUUUUACUUAACUGUAAUUAUUAUUUUAAAGAAACAACAUGAAGUAAAACAGUGUAUUCAAAAAGAAAUUGAAAACUGGUUACCAGAUGAAAAAGUUAGCAAAAUUGAUACAUCUAAUGACAUUCUAAAUGUUCUAAGACGUAUUAAAACACAAAAAAAAAGAUCAAUUACAUUUCGUGACAAACGUGCUCAUUUAUUAGCAGAAGAUUUGUCUUUUACUCCAGGAUCUAAUGUUUGUAUAUUAUUACAUGCAUAUAUAUAUACAAUCUGAUUUUUCUAGCAUGCUUAAAUUAUGUAUCUAUUCAAAUUUCAAUUUUGUUAUUUUUAAGUAUAAUUAAAGACAAUAUUUUCAAAUACACAGAUUUUUUACAGCAUAUAAGGACUAUAUAGUGGCAACACAAACUUUGGGUUUAAAAAUGAAAACCGAUGAAUUUUAAUGCAAAUUGUAAAUCAGAUGAUUGUUUUGAAAAUAUCAGUGUAUUUUAAAUGAAAACAAAACAUUUCUGAUUUAUUCUACUUUAAAUACUAAAAUGAAUACAUUGUAAACGGUUACGAGUUUGAUAGUAAUAAUUAAUAAGUAAUUUGUAAUAUUAAAAUUGUCUAAGUAGUUAACUAUUAACAAAUAUUUUAUCUCGCAUAUCUAAUUAUAAUUACCAAACUCAUUUAAAUCAAUGUAUAUACUAAUGUAUUUAAUUAUUUUUUGUAAAAAAAAAAAAGGAAUUGAAAAAAAACCUAUUUAUAAUGUAUUUAAUAUACUAUCCUUAGUAUUUAAAGUAGAAUAACUUAAAAAAAAUUUGGUCAAAUUUCGAUUAUAUUAAUAUUGUGUUAACGUUUUCAGAAAAAAUUGACUCUCUGUUUACAUUAAAACAUCUAGGUUCUCAUUUGAAAUAUCAAAAUUGGUAUUGCCACAGGAUUUUACUAAAAGUUGAUCAUAAAUCUAAGUAUUCGAAAAUAUCGUUUUAAAAUACAUUUAAAAAUUCCAAAAAUCAAAAUAUGAAUAUUAUAAUAUAUACAAAAUUUAAUUAAAAGAAAAAUGAGCAUUCUUAAAAAAAAUCACCUGGUAUAUCAUAUGAUAUUAAUUCAUUCAAUCAAUUAACACAUUUUUGUAUUAAUUUAUACUUUUAGGAAAAUGUAGGCACCAUGAAAGUGAGUGGUUAUUUAAGAGGUCAACCCCUUUCUGUGAAUUCUUUAAUACAUAUUCCUGGUUGGGGUGAUUUUCAAAUGGAACAAAUUGAUAUGACAAGUUCGAGUAGCGAAGGUCCCAUUUUUUUGGGACCAGAUCCACAUUAUCAGGUCGUAGAAGUUGCUAAUCCCAAAUUACAAGUUUGUUUAAUUUUUAAUUUUUAUUAUUUAGCUGUCUAUAAUAUUAAUAUUAUUAUUAUUAUUUGUAGGAUAGUUUGAUUGCUGAAAAUAUACCGGAUCCAUUGAAUGCUGAACAAACUUGGCCUACAGAUGAAGAAAUGAAAGAAGCAACAGACAAAAUUAAAAUCAGACGUAUGAUUAAACGUGUACCUGAUGGUAUGUCUGUGUAUCAAUCUGCUUGGAUUCCUGAUGAAGAAUCAGAUCAUGGUAUUUUUUAUAUUUAUAUAUAUUUGUUUAUUUGAAAAAACAAUUUUGUAAUUUUUUUAUUUCUAUGUGUUUCUAGAUGAUGUCUCAGAAUCAUCUAAAGAAUCUGAUGACUUUUAUUCAAUAGAUGAUGGAAGUGAUAUUGAAAUGAAAAGUGUAUUGGAUGGAACAGAAACUAUGUCAGUCACAUCUGCUAUUUCCGAAGCACCAAUAGACUCUGAACGUUAUGAUCUGCAGUUUGAUAUAAAUGAAGAAGAAAAUAUAUUAUCCAAAAUAAAAGGUUAUAGAAUUUCUAUUUGAAUAUAAUGUUAUUAAUUAGAACUAUAGAUCCUUAAGCCUUAUAUAUCCUACUAAAUCAAUUAUUAUUAAUAGUAACAUAAUAUAUAUUUAGACACUUAACAUUUUAAUCCACUUCAUUCUAAAUUUCAGUUUAUUUAAAAAAUUACUAACUACAGGGUCUGGCAAAAAAACCUCUCAUAUUUCAAAAGGCAGUUAAAUAUAAACAAAUAUAUGGAAAAAUCAUUUUAUUUUUGAAUUUCAAAUACUAUGCCAUGUGACAUUAAUAAAAUAAUUACUUAUUUUUAUGGAGUACUUCAUUGUUGACACAUUGAUGGACGCUUUCCCAGAAGUUGCUCAUAGUUUUUCAUGUAAUUUCUAGUGUAAUGGUAGCCACUACCUGAGUGAUUGUCUCCUUAAGUCCAUGCAAAGAUGUGGGGCGAUAAAUGUAAACUUGUGACUUUUAAUAUCCCUAGAGAAAAAAUCUCAAGGUGAAAAAUCAGAUGACAGAUGAUAUCUCUUCGCAAAGAAAGAUGUUCAAGACACAACUCUCUCAAAAUUGCUCUUGAACACCAUGAUUUUGUGAGAAUUGUUUCCUGUACGUCUUCUUUCUUUGCGAGGAAACCUGUCAUCUGAUUUAACACAUUAUGAUUUUUUUCUAGGGAUAUUUAAAGGCACAAGUUUACAUUCAUCGCCCCACAUCUCUGCAUGAACUUAAGGAGACAAUCACUCAGGUAGUGGCUAUCAUUACACUAGAAAUGAGAAAUGCUAGAAAUGCUAUGAGCAACUUCUGAGAGAGCAUCCGUCAUUGUGUCAACAAUGAAGUACUUCAUAAAAAUAAAUAAUUAUUUUAUUAAUGUAAAAUGGCAUAGUAUUUGUAAUUCAAAAAUAAAAUAAUUUUUUCCUUUUUUGUUUAUAUUUAACUGCCUUUUGAAAUACAGAAGGUUUUUUGUUAGACCCUGUAUUAUUAUUUUAAUUAAUAUCAUACACCAUUUUUGAUUAACUGUUGGUAUUAUAAUUUUUUUUUUAGAAGCUAGAGCUGAUCAAAUGUUUCCUGAUGAAGUGGAUACGCCUAAUGACAUACCAGCUAGAAUUCGUUUUCAAAAAUACAGAGGCUUACAAUCCUUUAGAACAUCUCCAUGGGAUGUUAAAGAAAAUUUACCUGCUGAUUAUGCUAGAAUAUUUCAAUUUGAAAAUUUCGAUAGAACAAGAAAGAGGAUCUUUAAAAACUUAGAUAAAAUUAUUGAUGGUGCCAUGGUAAAUAUUUUUUAGUUUUAUUACAAAUUUGAGUUAAAAUACAAAUAUAGUAAUGCAAUUGACACUUGAUUUAAACUUUUAUCGAAAUAUAAAUAAUUUGUUGUCCUAUUAAGAUAGUUAAAAGUUAAGAUGGUUUAUUAAUUAAAAACAGAUUUACAAUAAAGUUUAUAUGCAUGCAACUUUUAUCAAACAUUUUUCUACUAAAUAAAUAAUAAUCUAAUUUUCUCUCCUAAUGAUUAUGGUGAUUGCUAGUGACAUAAAAUAUUUAUUUAUAGCAUUUGUCAUUAUACUGCACUGUGCACUAGAGCUUAUUUUUAUGUUUUACAAGUGACAUCAGUGUGCACUGCACUUUGAUAGUAUAAUUAUAUCAUUUCUCAUAACAAAUUUUCUGAACAGAGUGUAAUUAUUAUAAGUGUACAAAUUUGUGAUAUUGAUUCUGGCAGUUCUGCUACUUAUCAACACUGUUAUUUUAUUACGUUUAUUAGUACGGGAUCGUAUUUACCAAUUUUACUUGCAUGAAACAGUAGACAGCACUAUUACUAACUGUUUUAUAUGUUUAGUGACCUGUUUGUUGGGUCUAGAGGUCUAGAUUAUAUGCAAUAUUCGGGGUGAAAAACUAAUCUUCCACUGCUGUCAGUUAUUCCAUUAAAAUAAAAAAAUAAAAAGGUUAUAUGCAAUAAGAUAUGCUUGUAAUACUACAGAUAAAUUUAUACCAACACAUAAAAUUUACCCACCUAGUAAUUAGUUUAUUAUUUAUAAUUUGUUUUUAUUUUUCAAUAGGACAACUUUAUAAAGAUUAAUACGUUUUUUUUCAGCCUGAUUCGUACAUUACAAUUCACGUGAAAAAUGUACCAUCUAAAAUGUUUCAUUCAAGAGAUGGUCGUAAUCCUAUUGUAGUAUUUGGUCUUUUGCCACAUGAACAAAAAAUGUCAGUACUUAAUGUUGUUUUAAAACGUCCAUCUACUGUAGAUUUUGAUGAACCAAUUAAAUCUAAAACAGAACUGAUAUUCCAAUGUGGUUUCCGUAGAUUUACUGCAGAACCUAUAUUUAGUCAACAUACAAAUGGAAAUAAAUUUAAAGUAAGGGGUAUAAUCAAUUUUUGGUUUGAAUAAUAUUAAAUAUUUUAUUCUAUUUAAGUAUGAGCGUUAUUUUCAUCAAGAUUCUAUUGUUGUUGCUACAAUGUUUGCUCCUAUAGUCUAUUCACCAUGCUCAGUAAUAGCGAUGAAGUAUUGUAAAGAUGGUUCAUUUGUGAGUAUAAUAAAUAUCUGUAAACUAGUUAUAAAUCUAGUUUACGGGCCAACCUCAGUUUUCAAUUUUUUUUUUCAAAAUGUGCCUGUACAUUAAGGAUCUAAAAGAAACCUUUGAAGUUGUGGAGGAAAGCUUCAUGAAGUUCGAGUUUUCCAUUUGUGUAUUUCUUAGUUAGAAAUUAAUAUUUUCAAAAUGUGUUUUUUUUUUAAUAGAUCUGUAGUUCCACAUAUGUUUUUCACUUUGCCCUGUUAUCUUGAUGUGGCAUUCCAAACAAAUGAAGAUUUAUUUUCAUAUUAACAUUUGUAACUCUAAAACUUAGCCAAAUAGACUUAUUCCGACUUCGAAAAAAAAAACUUUAUUAUCAAAUUAUCAAUAACUACAAGUAUUAAUAAUAAUAAACAAAAAUGUCUAUUUUUCAAGAUUUAUGUACAAAAACUAUUAAAACAAGUAUGAUAGUUGAAUUUUAUUUUAUCAACGGAGUAAACAUUUAAUAACACACAUUUUGGAAAAAAAAUGUGGAAAACGUGCUUGUACCAUAAACUAGAUUUAUUCCGUAAACUGUUAUUUUUAACAAUUAUUUUGGUUUAUUUUUGUUUUUUUUUAGCAAAUAAUUGGAAAUGGAAAUGUUUUAUCCGUUAAUCCAAAUCGAGUCAUUGUUAAGAGAACAGUUCUCAGUGGUCAUCCAUUUAAAGUACACAAACGUUCAGCUGUAGUCAGAUUUAUGUUUUUCAAUCGAGAAGAUAUUGAUUGGUUUAAACCUGUUGAACUUCGCACUAAAUACGGAAGAAGAGGACAUAUUAAAGAGCCUUUAGGUAUAUUUUAAACUUAUUUAUUUUAAAUAAAAAUAAUAAUCAAAUAAAACCAAUUUUAAAAAUAUAUUUAUUUAUGAUUUUAGGUACUCAUGGACACAUGAAAUGUGGAUUUGAUGGUCUAGUAAAAUCACAAGAUACUGUAUGUUUAAAUUUAUACAAAAGAGUUUUUCCAAAAUGGACUUAUAAUGAAUUUUAUAAUGUAACAACAAAAUAAAAAUAAAAAUAUUAAGUAUAAAAAUUUCACCUGUUGCUUUCUAAUAGUUUGUAUAUAUCUUUAUAAAUGAUUUCUAAAAAAUUUAACCUUGGUGCACUUUUCUGAAAUAAUGUAACUAAUCCGUUUUGGGGUGUUUUAAUUGCUAGGUAAUAUAAUACUUUUUGAGUACGAAUUACAUCAACAAUAAGUACAUCAGUAAUACUUUGCCAUGGUAAGGAAAACACUCUCUGAUGUCCAGUAAUGUAUGUUGUAGUCAGUUGUAAUCCAAUUGGAGCCGUUAUGAGUAAUGAUUCAUUGUGAACUUUAAAGCUUAACCACAGUGAUAACAUGAACAAGAUGAAAACAAUAAAUCCAAUUUUUAUGCAUAUUAUGGUCGUACUAAUUAUAUAAGAGUAUAAUGCCAUAAGUAGCGAUAGUACAACAACAAUAUAUUCAAUGUUUGAAAAAUAUUCUCGUUUUUCUACACAAUAUUCAAUGCACGAAUGAUUUAAUGAUACUUGAGUGGACGAUUUUAAUACAAGUCGGCUAUCCUUCAUUAUUACAUUCAUAGUACACUAAAAAUAAUUUUAAAACAAUACCCGUUAUUAAAAUAUCGAAUUUGCUUUAUUUCUUAAUGAUUAACACAACUAUAAAAUGUACAAU
Cinara cedri is the source of this 6914-nucleotide messenger RNA. Lineage: Eukaryota; Metazoa; Arthropoda; Insecta; Hemiptera; Aphididae. The record is from the annotation of a GenBank genome assembly.